Molecule: messenger RNA, 354 nt
Organism: Laccaria bicolor S238N-H82
Lineage: Eukaryota; Fungi; Basidiomycota; Agaricomycetes; Agaricales; Hydnangiaceae
Exons: 3
Coding region: 1-354 (117 amino acids)
Source: RefSeq, a predicted model, not a curated record
AUGUAUCCCAGCUUGCGCUAUGUUAACCAUCCUUCUCUUUUGAUAGAUAAAUGGACGCUGGAGGAGCUCAUUACAGAAGUGGGCGAUAUGGAUCGGGGCGCUGCAUUCGAAGCCCUCGUCACAUGGGUGAACAUGGGCGUGUUGAAGGAGGACUCAGAGAGUAUGUUUGGGCUUCUUCAGAGGGCGGAGGAGGGCGUGUCUGGUAAGGGGUCACCUGGAGGAUGGGGUGUUUCUGCGGGUCCCGAACUACCGCACGUGAUAACUGCGCAACAACAACAGACCGAACAGAUGAAGGUUUAUUGGAAGGAUUCAAACCAUGUCAAGGUUCGCGCCGGGGUACGAUCAGUCGAUUGA